AGAUUUCUCGAUCGCAGAACCCAGAUUCUCAGCCAUUUACCUUGACAUUUUCACUCGCAAAUGGCUGACAAGUAGCACACGCUUGCGCAUACUGAUUCCCAUCACGCCUUGCGACCAACCACGAAGUUUGAACUUUAUCACGUAAACCUUUCAGAAGUUAUGAUGAUUUCAGUUCAAUAAUUGUCACCCUAAUAAAUGCAACAAAAGUUUGGUCUCUAAUGUUAUCAGUAUAUUAUCUUUAGAAUUUUUUUAAAUACCGAAAAGAAUUUAUAUUCAGAUGGUUGUAAACUUCCUUUUUUUUAUUCUUUAUGUCUUGUUUAUGCGGCAUUUUCCCACAACAUUUAAUGUGAUUGUACACAAUUUCAGCAAGUUAGCUACUUAAAACCAGCUCCCUAUACAAGUGAUUGCUUCAACUAUUCCAAAGUGUGGUUACAGCGAUCUGGAAAAGCGCCUCUCACCAAAAGAUUGUGCUCUGAAGAGUGUAGGCUUAACAAAUCUUUGGAAUAUUUCGGAUGUGUGAGCUCAUACUUCGUAAAAUAUCCAAAUAUGGCGCCAAUGUGUAGAGAAAUUCGUGCGAAAGAAUUCGAAGAAUGUGCCCACUUUUGUCACCAAGCCUGUUUUCGAGAAGAUAUUUCUGUCGACGUCCAAGAACAUCCUUUUGCAAAAUCGAAGCUUGGAAUUGCUAAAGAGGACGAAUGCAGGUCAUUGAUUAUUUUUUCGUUCAAUAGAAUGGAAGUUCUCGAAUACAGAUAUUCUGAAAAAUAUCAGAGUGUGUCUCUAUUUUCGUACAUCGGAGGAUAUUUAGGACUUUGGCUGGGGAUCUCUUUAGUGGCUAUUUGUGAUGUCAUUGAAACCGCCAUUUUGAUUGGUCAAUGGAUUUUUCAGAAAGUACAUCAGGCGGACAAUAGAAUUCAUCAAAAAGGAUCCUUCCAAAUCAAAAGCGGAGGAAGAGAAUUUUGGAUUAUUUAAUUUCAAGACGAAUAAAAAUAUUUAGUGAAUGGUAUUUACAGUAUAAUAUUUUCAUUUUUUCAAUAGUAAUUAUGAAAAUUAGUUUCAAA
This is a messenger RNA of Parasteatoda tepidariorum (common house spider), 1058 nucleotides long. RefSeq names its product FMRFamide-activated amiloride-sensitive sodium channel. Gene Ontology annotation, molecular function: sodium channel activity. Lineage: Eukaryota; Metazoa; Arthropoda; Arachnida; Araneae; Theridiidae. Gene Ontology annotation, biological process: sodium ion transport. The record is from RefSeq and is a predicted model, not a curated record. Gene Ontology annotation, cellular component: membrane.